AUGACAGCUAAGAUUGAAAAAAAAGAUUGCACCUGCUCACUUUCUAGCAACCUUAAGAGGAUAUUUAUAACCAUUCUUGUUGCUGCCAUUUCUUUGUCAUCCGCCAUUUUCAUUCUGUCCUCUUCGGAGAAUUUGAAUUACUUCACAGCAAAUUUUAUAAAGGAUCUUAGUUUUAAACUCCAUAGCAAUGAUUCAACUGAUAAUGUGGAUACUGUCUCAUAUCACUCCACAAAUAUAUCAACAAAAGGAUGUGUAUUUCCGGAUGUUGAUAUGUACCACCCUGACGUCAUCAAGUUAGCUGGGCUUAGCAAAACGACACUCCGGUGUGCAGGAUUUAUGCCGGAUCUGACGUAUAUUCAACAAAAUAAGCUGAUAGUCAACAAGUCUAGAAUUAAAUCAGAUUUUAAAUCAUGUAAAUACCGUGAGAUUUUCAAACAUCCGGAUAACGACAAUCAGGCGAAAUUCGGCGAAUGGGGGAAGGCUUUCAACACAAGCGUCCAACUCUCGGACAACUCCGAGUUUCUGCUCGUAGUCUGUGAAGACAAAGCGUCUAAAACGAUAUCAAAAACGUACUACGCUCUUACCCCAUCACGCGACAACAUGUCGAAACUCAAGCUUAAAAAACGGCUCAAAAUGGUUAAACCUAAAGAAACGCUUAACGUCAUGAUGAUUGGGAUGGACGGUACGUCUAGACACCAAUACAUUCGGUCGAUGAAUCUCACGUAUAAUUAUUUAAUGAAAGACCUGAAUUCAUUUGAUAUGACUAUGUACACACAACUCGGGUUAAACACGUUCCCGAAUUAUCUCCCUUUACUAACUGGCUACAGUGAAGACGAGAUAGUUGAGUGGUGGGACAGGAGUUCUCACACUGAUGAAUUUGAUCUGAUAUGGGGCGACUACAAGAAAGCAGGGUACAAGACAUUAUUCAGUGAAGAUGUUCCGUCUAUCGGCGGCUUCCAUUAUCAAAGAAAAGGAUUUUCAGUCCCACCCACUACUUACUACAGCCACCCCAUCUGUUUGGCAAUGGAAAAAGACAAACAGUUCUGGAGUUCGGGUCAUCACUGCGCCGGAAAUCAACCGGAAAUCAACUUUCAUUUAAAUUACGUUGAACGUUUUUUCGACAGUUUUCCCGACAGUCCGAAAUUCGCUAUGGUGUUCCUGACUAAGUUAACACACGACGACAUGUCCAAUUCUAAAAUGGCGGAUGAACAUAUGUUGGCAUUUUACAAAACUUUGAGGGGGAAAGUUUAUUUUAACAACACCUUGAUAAUCACAUUCUCGGACCAUGGACCUAGGCUGGGUCCGAUUCGAGCUUCUAUAAAUGGAAUUGUGGAAAGCCGGGCACCUUAUUCGAUCUUAACUAUCCCCAAGUGGUUUCUUGACAAAUACCCAGACGUUGCUGAAAAUAUGAGGAGAAAUACUCAUCGUUUAACGACACAUUAUGACGUUCACGCUACGUUACAAGACUUGUUGUAUUUUAAAGCAAGUGGUAUCGUCCCACUCACACCAAGAAAACACGGCACCAGUCUGUUUAAUGUUAUACCAGAAUCUCGCACGUGUGAAGACAUCCCAAUCCCAUUGGAAUAUUGUCUGUGUAAUCAGGCUCAAAUGCAGGUGGUCUCUUUACAUCCAAAUACAACUAACGGAUUGGGUGAACUCCUUUUGAAAAAAAUUAACUCCAAACGCAAUAAAGAUAAAUGCGUCGAACUUAAGCUCCAGACCGUUUUACAGAUUGUUAGAAUUAAAUUUCCUACUCUCAAAACGAAGGAUAUCAACCUAUAUAAAAUAAAACUUCAAACUUUCCCAGGCAACGCGGUCUACGAAGGGACAAUACGAACUUUAAAAGUUGACGAGUAUUCACUAGAUAAACACAUUGCUGAGUUUAAUUCUAAGGGAAGUAACCCAAAUAUAUUUCUCGGGGAAGACUUCGAUCGCCUCACUUUGUACAGAGGGCAGGCGGACUGUGAAGAAGAUGCAUCGAAGAAGCCUUAUUGUUAUUGCCAGAGCUUGGUCAAGUCUUAA
Physella acuta is the source of this 2022-nucleotide messenger RNA. RefSeq lists its product as uncharacterized. The record is from RefSeq and is a predicted model, not a curated record. Lineage: Eukaryota; Metazoa; Mollusca; Gastropoda; Physidae.